GAAAUAUAUGUAUAUGUAAAUGAUUGUAUGUAUUUAACAGACCAAGAAGGCAACAACGACUAUAAAACUCCCUGCUUCUCGCUCUACGCUCACACAUACUUGAUACUACAGCCUCUCCCUCUGCACAGUGCAGUUGCUCUGUCUCUUCUUCUAUUAUGAAUUUAUGAUUCAUUAGAAAAGAUUACAGACAGUAUCAGCACUUGCUAAAACAGGGGAGAGACCUUUUUCUAUUCACAGAAAAAAAACAGAGAGAUCUGUAAAACUAGCCUCACUUGAGUAAAAGCUGUUGAUGCUUUAGCCGAAUCUCAUCCACAUUGUUAUUCAACAGCUUCAUAUACAAAAUUCAUACAUACCCACAUAAAGAUUUUUGCGUAUAUGCAGAUCUAGUGGUUGCUUUUAAGCUCCCCUGUUUUGCUCUGUUUUUUACUCUGUUUUUGUAGAAAAUAUGGCUGAGGUUUCCGCGAAUAGUUUCAUGCCAGAGACGUUCCAGGGAACAACAGUGGAUUUAACUUCACAACUUGGAUUGCUGUGGGAGCUGAUUAGAGUCCCAUUGAUUGUACCAUUGCUGAAAUUUGCAGUGGUUGUAUGUUUAGCUAUGGAACUCAUGUUGUUUGCUGAGAGAUUAUACAUGGGUAUAGUCAUUGUUUUGGUGAAACUCUUCUGGCAAAAGCCUGAAAAAAGAUACAACUGGGAGCCCAUGAAGGAAGAUUUGGAAGCUGGAAGCUCUACUUUUCCAUUGGUUCUUAUUCAGAUUCCUAUGUUCAAUGAAAAAGAGGUUUACAAGAUCUCAAUUGGGGCUGCAUGUAAUCUCUCAUGGCCUGCAGAUCGUCUUGUUAUUCAAGUUCUUGAUGAUUCAACUGACCCUAUUGUCAAGGAGUUAGUUGAGAAAGAGUGCAAAAGGUGGGCAGCCAAAGGCUUGAACAUUACCUACCAAAUCAGAGAAACAAGGGGAGGCUACAAAGCUGGUGCUCUCAAAGAAGGAUUAAAACGAGAUUACGUUAAAGAUUGCGAAUAUGUUGCCAUUUUCGAUGCUGAUUUCCGGCCAGAACCUGAUUUUCUGCGGCGAUCCAUCCCGUUCCUCAUGCACAAUUCCAAAAUUGCGCUUGUUCAAGCUAGAUGGAGAUUCGUGAAUUCUGAUGAAUGCUUGAUGACAAGAAUGCAAGAGAUGUCACUGGAUUAUCAUUUUACAGUGGAGCAAGAAGUAGGAUCAGCUACUCAUGCCUUCUUUGGUUUCAAUGGGACGGGUGGUAUAUGGAGAAUUGCUGCUAUCAAUGAAGCAGGUGGGUGGAAGGAUCGAACAACAGUCGAAGAUAUGGAUCUUGCUGUCCGAGCUAGUCUUAGGGGCUGGAAAUUCGUUUAUCUUGGUGAUCUUCAGGUAAAAAGUGAACUUCCUAGUACUUUCAAAGCCUUCCGGUAUCAACAACAUAGAUGGUCGUGUGGUCCUGCUAAUUUGUUCAGGAAAAUGGUGAUGGAAAUCGUGAGGAACAAGAAAGUGAACUUCUGGAAGAAGGUUUAUGUAAUAUACAGCUUCUUCUUUGUGAGGAAGAUCAUAGCUCAUAUGGUCACAUUUUUCUUUUUCUGCGUCGUCCUUCCAUUAACCAUCAUGGUUCCUGAAAUCGAUGUUCCAAAAUGGGGAGCCAUUUACAUUCCUUGCAUUAUCACCACUCUCAAUUCAGUUGGAACACCAAGGUCAAUCCAUUUAUUGUUUUACUGGAUUUUGUUUGAAAAUGUCAUGUCUUUCCACCGCACCAAGGCAACCUUCAUUGGUUUAUUUGAAGCAAAAAGAGCUAAUGAAUGGGUUGUGACUGAGAAACUAGGAGAUGGUCUUAAGAACAAAAACAGCAAAUCGAACAAGAAGUUCCAGUUCAACUUCAAUAUAGGAGACAGGAUACAUGUUACAGAGCUGGGCUUCACAGCAUUUCUCUUCUUCUGCGGCUGCUAUGAUUAUCUUUAUGGAAAAAACAAUUACUUCGUUUACAUGUUCCUCCAGACAAUAACCUUUUCAAUUGUGGGAUUCGGCUAUAUUGGCACAAUUGUCCCAACCUAAUAGACAAAGCAAGCAUCAGCAACAUAUCCUUCGUGCUACAUCGUUCUUCUUUCCAUGCGUAUAUAGAAUGUGUGUUUCUGUUCAGCAAUGAUUUCGUUCAUCGGUUCUUAGAGAAGAAGCCAGAAACUAGAAAAGAAAACAGUUUGGUAAUGGUUUUAGGGUAGAUACAGAAGAGUCAGGAAAGGUUGAUAAAAGUAUAGAUUGCAGCUAUUGUAUCUUCAGAGUUUAGAUCAGUAUCCAUGUUAUUAUUUGUGAAUUAUAUCAUUUGUUAUUGUCUUAUUUGUUCACCAAAUCCCUUCAGUUAUACAUGUAGCUUUUUCUCAGUUUGAAGAGUGAAAUAAACUGUCAGAAGAAUCAACCUUGUAAUUUGUCACAAAA
Daucus carota subsp. sativus is the source of this 2425-nucleotide messenger RNA. RefSeq names its product glucomannan 4-beta-mannosyltransferase 2. Gene Ontology annotation, cellular component: Golgi apparatus. NCBI's taxonomy places the organism in Eukaryota, Viridiplantae, Streptophyta, Magnoliopsida, Apiales, Apiaceae. The record is from RefSeq and is a predicted model, not a curated record. The coding region runs from base 446 to 2047 and encodes 533 amino acids. The transcript has 9 exons. Gene Ontology annotation, molecular function: mannan synthase activity.